This is a messenger RNA of Pseudophryne corroboree (corroboree frog), 3988 nucleotides long. RefSeq names its product E3 ubiquitin/ISG15 ligase TRIM25-like. The coding region runs from base 1 to 1293 and encodes 430 amino acids. The record is from RefSeq and is a predicted model, not a curated record. The transcript has a single exon. NCBI's taxonomy places the organism in Eukaryota, Metazoa, Chordata, Amphibia, Anura, Myobatrachidae. Gene Ontology annotation, molecular function: zinc ion binding.
AUGGCGUCUGCUGAUGUGAGACAGGAGCUGGACUGUUCCAUCUGCCUGAGCAUUUAUACAGAUCCUGUAACCCUGAGAUGUGGCCACAACUUCUGCCGGGUCUGUAUUGAUCGUGUGCUCGAUACACAGGAGGGGGCUGCAGUUUAUAAAUGUCCUGAAUGCAGAGCAAUGUUCAGAAGGCGUCCUGUACUGCAGAGGAACAUAACUCUGUGUAACAUAGUGGGGAGUUUCCUGUCUACUCGGCCAGAUCAGGAGGAGACUGGGAUCUUCUGCACUUACUGUAUUCACUCUCCUGUACCUGCUGCUAUAUCCUGUCUGCUGUGUGAGGCUUUUCUGUGUUAUAAUCACCUGAGAGUACACAGCAAGUCAGCAGAACACGUCUUAUGUGAUUCCACCACUGCCCUGGGGAACAGGAAAUGCUCCGUCCAUAAGGAGCUCUUCAGAUAUUACUGCACUGAGGACGCUGCCUGUAUCUGUGUAUCCUGCAGUUUGGCUGGGAAACAUUGGGGACAUAAAGUGGAGAUGCUGGAUGAGGCCUCUGAGAAGAAGAAGGAAAAGCUGAGAGAUGCUCUGCAGAAACUGACCACAAAGAGAGCGGAGACAGAGAAAAGAGUCCAGAGUCUGCAGGAGCGUAGGAGAGAAGAUCAGGGAAAAGCAGCUGGUGUAACAGAGACAGUCACUGCCCUGUUCAGAGACAUCAGGAGACAACUGGAAGACCUGGAGAAGAGAGUCCUGAGUGAGAUCUCCAGGCAGGAACAGCGCGUUUCACUCUCAGUCUCUGAUCUGAUCCAGCAGCUGGAAAUAAAGAAGGACGAGCUGUCCGGGAAGAUGCGUCACAUUGAGGAGCUGUGUAAUAUGUCUGACCCAGUGACUGUCUUACAGGAACCAGACACAGGGGACUUGUGUGAUACUGAGGACACAGAGAGACAUGAUAACCAGGUCCGCGGUGCAGGAGAUCUGGAUGUGGGUCUCAUCUCAGGGACAUUACACACAUUAUCUGAUAUAAUAACAGGUAUAAAUACAGGGAUCUAUGUGCGGGAAGCUACAAACCCUGUAUUGCCUGUAACCACAGCUGGUAAUAAUAUACACAUAGCAGGUGACAGGAAAAUUGUAUAUGGCAUGCCAUCAGAGUUCUUACCUUGGACCUGGUCAGAUUAUCGCAAAAUGUCAUAUAAGGAGAAAUGCUUUCUCGCUCCUUAUUUCUAUGGCAGUGCACCCCAAUCUGCUCCGCUGCCCCCUCCCCAGUCUUUCCUAUCACCUCCAUCUGCUGGGAGCACUCCUGCAUUCAGGUAAUGCCAGCAGCCUGACUUCUGUUCCUGUUCUGACGGUUCCAGUUUGGUCCAAGUGCAAAGUCAUUUCCAGCCUGAGUCCUGUUCCUGUUCUGCCAGUUACAGUCCAGUCCAAGUGUUUAAGUCCGGUUCAACUGCUACUUGCUCCUGUUCAGCCAGUAUCUGCCUAUUACAUGCCAUUACCAGUUCUAGUUUCUAUUUCAGCUAGUUCCAGUUCAAGUCUACGGCUCUCCUCCAUGUACUCCUUGGCGGCCAUUACUAUACCAGCAUCACUGGAUACCCCAGUCCAUUUAUUAGCCUCAUUCCCUGAUCUACAUCCAUUUGUGCUCACCCUCAUGUGCAAGAGCUACAUCCACCCUCUUUUCCUGCAUCAUCCGCCCACUACUGACCCCGCUCCAGAGAUAUACAUCAGAAUCACCCAAUAACACCAGAGAGAUUUCAGUGUGAUCAGGUAAUAAGCACCAGGGGAUUCUCCUCAGGGCGACAUUACUGGGAGGUGGAUGUCAGUAAGUCAGUGUUCUGGAGGGUGGGGAUGUGUUAUCCCAGUAUAGACAGGAGAGGAGAUCAGUCACACAUGGGAUUAAGGUCCAAAUGUAUUAGGUCUUAACAAGAGAUACAGUGGAAAUGGAUAAAGAGUGCUAAAUGACCGGACAAUCAGCUUCCUGUCAUUUUCCAAACACAGCCUGUGACAUGACAGUUAGGAGCUGAUUGGCUGGUACUUUAUCACUCUUUAUCCGUCUCCACUUUAUCUUUUGUUAAGGCUUAAGGUGGGUGCUAGGGCUGGCGGCAGAUGAUGGACACUUUCCGAGCUGUCCGGGGGGCUGAGAGUGCCACCCGAUUUUUGGGAGCCUGCUGGGUCUGGAUGUGUUUCCAUGUUGGUGUGUUAAAAGCUGCACUGGCGUAUUUACUAUGGGUGCGGUGUGUUCAGUCAGGGCUGGUGACAAGGGGAGUCAAAGGGGACACCUGUACCGGGCCCCAAGGAUCAGAGGGGCCCCAAGGAUGCACAGCUUAGUGCCCGGCAGGGAUGUGAGUCGUCUUGUCCAAAUUGGGCAGCGAGCUGUAGGCAGUGUGGGCGCAGCCUCAGAGUGACCGGAACCACUCACACACAGUGACUUCCCUGGCCAUGAUUCCCGUGCCCUGCGCCGGCCUGUAAAUAUAUAUUCUGAGGAUGCCCCAGAGAUAUCACUGUAACGGGCCCCAAGAUUUCUGUUGCCGGCCCCGUGUGGGGUGCACACCCUGCACCCAUUUCUUUUCAACACUUAGCCUACAGAGCCCUGUGUUGGCAGCAGCACUGCAGAACUAACCAAAAAAAUGGUGCAGCUGACAUUUUCCCGAUGUUACUCACAUGUGCAGUAGGAAAAUACAUUGAACAUGGGCACCGUGCCGUAUUCCUGGAGAGCUGCACAUGCGCACUAGACUCUGGGACACCGCUAGGGCCCCCUAGUGCCCAGUGUCUACAUUGCUGCUGGCUUGAGAGUGGGGGGCUCGGACGAGGUCUGCAAAUGGCCUCUUCCUCUCUUGAUGUGCCUCUGACAAGCUGUCAUUAUAAGUAUAUAAAUAAUAAUAAUGUUUUUUUGACAACUCAAUAUUUAGGUUAUUUAUAAAUUAUUUUGGAUGAAUUUGAGGAAGAUAGUGUUGGUGCCGGAUGUGCCACUGCAAUACCAGUCACCUCUGAAUCUAAGAUAUGUCAUUGGCACCCAAACACACUUCUUCAAUAAUUGUGCAUCAAUACAUUUAUACAUAUUUUAUUUCAAGUAAAGGAAUUUAUUCAUUUAAAUAACAUGCUAUGGGGCAUAUUGACAUAGGGGAACAAAAUGGCUGCCAGGGAGCCAUACUUGUAUAACUUUUCCGUAUGUGUCAGCAUUUAGGGAAUUUGUCCUUUGGUUUAUAUUCUCACAUAUUUUCCCACUUUCUCACCAAAGAUUUCUAUGUGCCUAUUGGUUGCAGUAGCAAAGAUAUGUACAAUUGUAGCAACAGAUCGCUGAAUGUUGCUAUCCACACAUUUCAUGCAGUAGCUCCAAAUCCAGUAAGUGCUUAGGGCAUUGGGGGUCAUUCCAAGUUGAUCUCUAGCUGCCGUUCGCAGCGCAGCGAUCAGGCUAAAAAUUGGCAUUUCUGCGUAUGCACUGCAAUGCACAGGCGCGUCGUACGGGUACAAUGAGCAUCGUGGGUUUGCACAGGGUUUAACGAAGAUUCCAGUCGCACGGCCGAACGCAGGAAGAUUGACAUGAAGUGUGCGUUUCUGGGUGGCAACUGACCGUUUUCCGGGAGUGCUUAGAAAAAUGCAGGCGUGUCUGAAAAAUGCAGGCGUGGCUGGAUCGGACACUGGGCGGGUGUGUGACAACAAAAGCCAUCCCUCCGUCGUUAGAUUCAACGCACACGAAGAGUAGCUACAGGGCUGGUCUUGUUUUGCACAAAAUUAUUUUGCAGGCGCUCGGCUGCACAGGCGUUCGCACUUCUGCAAAGCGAAAAUACACUCCCCAGUGGGCGGCGACAAUGCGUUUCCACGGCUGCUAAAAACUGCUAGCGAGCGAUCAACUCGGAAUUACCCCCAUUGUUCAUUUCUUAUAUUAAUAACUUUUUUAUUUUCUAAUAUUAUGUUUGCUUCAUUUUACAAAACUAGAUAUAUAUUUCCAUAUCAUAUAUAUAUAUAUAUAUAUAUAUAUAUAUAUAUGUUUGUUUAAGCCUUAUUUUACUUAUAC